Molecule: messenger RNA, 1122 nt
Organism: Mandrillus leucophaeus (drill)
Lineage: Eukaryota; Metazoa; Chordata; Mammalia; Primates; Cercopithecidae
Product: chromosome unknown open reading frame, human C12orf60
Exons: 3
Coding region: 205-939 (244 amino acids)
Source: RefSeq, a predicted model, not a curated record
UCCAGGACCAGAGUCUCUUCCGGUCCCAUACAAUACUCCAUUGGUUGGUUGUCGGCUAAGAGCCCGCCUCAUUGCGCUCAUCUAGUACAAUAGGAAUUGAAAGAAGAUAGCUGCUAUCUCAUUGGCUGACGGUCCUGUCUCUCAAGUUGGAGGCAUUCUGACCUAGUUGCUGGGGGCCUGUGCUGAAACUUCUUUGUUGAAGAGAUGUCUUCAGAGUCAGAAAAGGAUAAAGAGAGACUGAUUCAAGCUGCCAAAAUGUUCUUCUUUCAUGUACAAGAUUUUGCUUCUGUCACAAACACACUGACUGAGUUGUUUAACCGCAGUAUGAAUACUCAAAUCCUUUUGAUGGCUGUGAAAAACAAUAGUAACAUUAAGGAUUUUUUUGAGCAAAUGCUCAAAAUUUUUAAGGAGAUGCAAUCUGUAGUGGAUGCAAAACAUGACAAAAUUCAAAAGGAGUCUUUAGGUUCCAAGGUUGCAAUGGCCAUGUACUCUGUGUUUCAGAAGGGUACCAAUGUAGAGGAGUUGCAUCAGUCAGCUAAAGAAGUGUUCAAAAGUGCCCAUACACCAGUCAUCAUCUCUGCGCUAAACAGCAGUAACAUCCUUGGGAGUUUGGAAUCUUCUCUUUCACACUUGAUGAAAUUCCCCAUCAUGAAUCUUCAAUUAAGUGACUUCUAUACAGAAGACACCAAAGAGCAAUCAGAUGUCACCACAUCGGAGAGAACCAGGAGUCCAGAUUCUUCCAAAGCCACUAUGAUAGACACCUUGAAAAAACUGCAGGAUGCACUAAAAACUGAGGAUUCCAAAAAUCCCAUAGAGUCAGCAGCAGAUUUGUUGGAACAAAUUGUCAAGGCUAUGGGACCAAUCUUAGAGAUUCUCCAAAAAGCCAUAAAGACUAUGGAAAUGAAUAUUUCUGUGUUUAAGAAAGCCAGUGACAAGUAGGGAUACAACAGAACUGUUCAUUUCUGUCAGGAAACUAAUUCAAAUCUUACGGUUUUUCAUAGUGGUUUCUAAGAUCUUUUGGUGCCAAACAUGGUAUGUUAGAACAUAAGUACACAAAAGUCAUCUGGCAAAACAUUUACCUGUAGUUUUGCUUUAUUAAAAUGAAAAUAAAUAAUUCAGAAA